Messenger RNA from Manduca sexta (tobacco hornworm), 2543 nucleotides. Its product is annotated as bleomycin hydrolase. Gene Ontology annotation, biological process: L-homocysteine catabolic process; proteolysis; response to toxic substance. The coding region runs from base 191 to 1636 and encodes 481 amino acids. The record is from RefSeq and is a predicted model, not a curated record. Lineage: Eukaryota; Metazoa; Arthropoda; Insecta; Lepidoptera; Sphingidae. Gene Ontology annotation, cellular component: cytoplasm. Gene Ontology annotation, molecular function: cysteine-type aminopeptidase activity. The transcript is spliced from 12 exons.
UAAACAAUAUAUUUUGACGAAUUGGCAUGAAUUGACAAUUUUUGAACUUCAUGGAUUUAAAAUGAAAUUAAAUUUCAUAAAAACAAUCAUGAAAUGUAUAAAAUAGUAAAGGUUUCUUUGCAAAAAUAUGAAGUAUGCAAACUUAUGAGAUGUCAUUCAAAAAUCGUACCCAAAAGUGAGUGUGAUUCCUAUGAUCGAAAAUACACUGUUGCCAACCAACCAGGAGGUCUCAAACGAAGACCACACAGAAAUUCAACCUACUGUCCCACUAUCAUUGGAAACAUUGAAAAAAUUCCAGAAUGACUUUUACGGUGAUCCCAAAAAUGAGUUGGCACAGAAUGUAUGCACAAGGUUUGACCCCUUUGAAGUGGCCAUUAGCAGGAAAAAGGCAGACUGCACGCUACACAAUUACAACAUUAAAGUGGAGUCGGAAGGCAAACCUGUGACGAAUCAAGAGCACUCUGGACGAUGCUGGCUGUUCGCGGCACUCAACGUGAUGCGACUGCCUUUCAUGAAGAAAUACGCCAUCGAGGAGUUUGAGUUCUCGCAAAGUUAUCUAUUCUUCUGGGACAAGAUAGAAAGGUCCCACUACUGGCUGAACAACAUCGUCAUCACGGCCAAGGAAGGCGAACAGCUUGACGGGAGGCUGCUCAACUUCCUUCUCAAGGACCCUAUAAACGAUGGCGGGCAAUGGGACAUGAUUGUGAACCUGGUGAACAAGUACGGCGUGAUGCCCAAGAAGUGCUUCCCGGAGUCGUUCAGCUCGAAGCGCAGUCUGCACAUGAACGCUCUCAUCAAAACCAAGCUUCGUGAAUAUGCGAAACAGUUGAGAGAUAAGGUGGCCGCAAAAGCUUCCUAUGAGGAAAUUCAAGCUACGAUUAACAAGCAAAUCGCGGUGAUUUACAACAUCGUCGCCACAUGCUUAGGUACACCUCCAGAGAAGUUCACAUUCGAGUUCUACAACAAGGAGAAGGCGUACAACAGCUUCGGACCUCUGACACCCAAAGAGUUCUAUGAAACCCACGUGCGCCCGCUCUACGAUGUCAAUGAAAAGGUGUGCCUAGUGAACGACCCGCGGGAUUCGAACCCGUUCGGCCAACUGUACACGCUGCAGUGUCUCGGCAACGUGGUCGGCGGCCGGCUCACCGCCUACAACAACCAGCCCAUCGAGGUUCUCAUGAAAGCUGUACAGGACAGCAUAAAAGCCGGCGAGGCGGUCUGGUUCGGCUGCGAAGUGUCCAAACGAUUCGAAAGGAAAAACGGAUUGGAAGAUCUUGAUGCUCACGACUACCGCCUAGUGUUCAACACUGAGGUGCAGAUCGGGCUGGAGAAGAAAGACAGGCUGCUGUACGGCGACUCGUGCAUGACACACGCGAUGGUGUUCACCGCGGUCGGCACUGAUGAGCAAGGAAAUCCGUUGAAGUUCCGUGUGGAAAAUUCAUACGGCGACAAAGAAUACGACAAGGGAUAUUUGCUGCUCACCGAGCCUUGGUUUAGGGAAUUCGUUUUCGAGGUGGUGAUAGAUAAAAAAUACGUGCCAUCGGAGGUGCUAGACGUUUUCAAACAGGAGGCUAUAGUGUUGCCAGCCUGGGACCCGAUGGGCACUCUGGCCUGCCCCGUCUGCUCCAAAGAAUAACACUACGUGAACAUUAGUUUCAAUUUUAAGGCUGGAACUGCAAGCAAUAACAAUAAAUAAUUCUAUAACCUAUCGGGGAAGGAAAAAAAAUUGUAAUGUAGGUAUACCCAUUUUUAAUAAUGUCUAUUGUGUUUGUUGACCACAAAAUAGGCAGUAUUUGAAAUGGUAUAUUUGUCGACAAUGCUCGCUUUGAAGUUGAAACUUUUUUUUUCUAACAUCAUUUAAAGCACUUGUGAUAUCUAGAAAUGCUUAAUACUUUUCCUCCUAUUACUACUCGAGGUUAGCAAUGUCACCGGUGAACGGUGAAAGCCAUAAUAUAAAAAGGAAGCAUCGUUAAUUAAAGUAUGGAAUCAUAAGGCCAGUAAGUGCACAUGUGCUUACAAUUGACGCUAACUUCAGAGCGAAUUAGAAAUUCGUCAAGAAAUUAAGUUUAUCCCUUCCCUGUAUAUAGUUCAACUAUAGCCUAAAUUUACUAAGAUGAAAAUCUUGUAAAAAUCAGUAUCUAAAGAGUGUUAGCCUUGCAAAAGUUGUUUUACCUAAUAGCAAGUAUUGUAAAAGAAGAAAAUAGAAUAUCGUCAAACAUAAAGCAACAACGACUUAUAAUCACCAUGUAGCCUUAAAAAAAUUAUCAGAUGCUUGUAGUUUUAAGUUAAAAAAAAAUGUAAACCUGUAGAGUAUUAAAUAUUACCAAUUUGUAUUGAUCUAGGAAAAUUUUAAAUAACCGAAUUCAAUAAUAGAUUCUAAUCGCUACUAUCGAUUUCGAAAAUGGAUCAUAUUGCAUGCUUAAAUGACCUAUUUCGAUUGGUUUAUUGGGAUUGACCUGAAGUUAGCGUUUGGUAUCGUUUAUUGAAAUUAGCCGUAAAUCUAAGCAGACGAAUGUCUGAAACAAUUAAAUGGUGAUAACGGA